This is a messenger RNA of Chenopodium quinoa (quinoa), 1480 nucleotides long. Its product is annotated as glyoxylate/succinic semialdehyde reductase 2, chloroplastic-like. Lineage: Eukaryota; Viridiplantae; Streptophyta; Magnoliopsida; Caryophyllales; Amaranthaceae. Gene Ontology annotation, molecular function: glyoxylate reductase (NADPH) activity; NAD binding; NADP binding. The coding region runs from base 97 to 1188 and encodes 363 amino acids. The transcript has 12 exons. Gene Ontology annotation, cellular component: chloroplast. The record is from RefSeq and is a predicted model, not a curated record.
CACAAGGGGUGUGGGAGAGAAAGUUGGUUAUAAAAGAAAAAGCUAUCCAGUAAUAGCAGUAGCAGUUGUACACUCCACAAAAUCACCUUAAAAAGUAUGGCCAUGGCGAUGACUACUCUCAUUUCUAAAACUGCCAUUUCCAUUUGCCCUUCAACCACAACUUCAAUGGCUAUUGCAUUUAACUCUGCCUCCGCAUUUUGCCCUCAAUUUAGGCCUAAACCCACUUCUCCUCUCUUCUCUAAACCUCUUUUUUCUCUCUCUUCCAGGCAAUCUUCUUCUCGGAUUAUCAAUGCUUUUGCCAAAGAUGAAUUUUCAGGUCGUGUUGGGUUUCUUGGUCUGGGAAUCAUGGGUUCUCCAAUGGCCCAAAAUCUCAUUAAGGCCGGAUGUGAUGUGACUGUCUGGAAUAGGACAAAGAGCAAAUGUGAUCCUCUCAUCAGCCUUGGUGCUACGUAUAAACCCUCUCCAGAAGAAGUAGCUGCGUCUUGUGAUGUGACAUUUGCCAUGCUUGCUGAUCCUGAUAGUGCAAUGGAUGUUGCAUGUGGGAAGAAUGGAGCUGCAAAUGGCAUGGGUCCAGGCAAAGGGUAUGUAGACAUCUCAACAGUUGAUGACGGAACAUCUAAACUUAUAAGUGAGCGUAUUAAAGCAACUGGGGCAUCAUUCUUGGAGGCUCCAGUUUCUGGGUCCAAAAAACCAGCAGAGGAUGGGCAACUAAUUUUUCUUACAGCAGGUGACCAGUCUCUAUACGAAAAGGUUACUCCCCUCUUAGACAUCAUGGGAAAGUCAAAAUUCUAUCUUGGAGAUAUUGGCAAUGGAGCCACAAUGAAACUUGUUGUGAACAUGAUCAUGGGAAGUAUGAUGGCAUCGUUUUCUGAAGGACUGCUGCUUAGUGAAAAAGUUGGGCUGGAUCCAAGUGUGCUUGUUGAGGUAAUCACACAAGGUGCAAUUAGUGCACCAAUGUACAAACUUAAGGGCCCAUCAAUGAUCCAAUCUCAAUAUCCUACAGCAUUUCCCUUAAAACAUCAGCAGAAGGAUUUAAGGCUUGCUCUUGGAUUAGCAGAGUCUGUUUCUCAACCAAUACCAAUUGCAGCGGCUACAAAUGAGCUUUACAAGAUUGCCAAAUCUCGUGGCCUAAGCGAGCAGGACUUCUCAGCUGUCAUUGAAGCUCUGAAAUCCAACACUACAGUAUAAGCAGCAACAAGUUUAAUCCUGUAGAAAUCUGACUCACUUUUGCAUGAAUGCAGUGUACCAAAUAAAACAAAUCAUACCGAUUAUUUAAUUCCUUCUUCGCCCUCCCCUCUCUUGAUAUUUCCCUACAUGAGUAGCCCUCUCUUAAUAAACCUUCACUUUGCAUAUCUACUUUGUGGGCAGAAUUUCCACCUUUAAUAUGCAAUUAACGGUUAUAUAUGGUGCUGAUGAGUUGGAGACUAUGUUUAAUCCGAAUGAUGUUAGAGUCUUUCUCAAAGCUCUAGUGUUUAUUUUA